Molecule: messenger RNA, 456 nt
Organism: Lathyrus sativus (Indian pea)
Lineage: Eukaryota; Viridiplantae; Streptophyta; Magnoliopsida; Fabales; Fabaceae
Source: the annotation of a GenBank genome assembly
AUGGAGCUUUUAGACAAAGCCAAAAACUACGUUGCUGAGAAAAUCGGUGAAAUGCCGAAACCAACGGCGAGUAUAACCGACGUUGAUUUCAAGCGCGUGACCCGCGAGAGUGUGGAGUAUUUGGCUAAGGUCAAUGUUUCAAACCCUUAUUCAACUUCAAUUCCAAUCUGUGAGAUCAACUACUCCUUCAAAAGUGCUGCAAGGGAGAUAGCAUCAGGGAUAAUACCAGAUCCAGGAUCAUUGAAAGCAAGCGACACAACACUGCUUGAAGUGUUAGUGAAAGUGCCUCAUAAUAUAUUGAUUAGUUUGGCUAAGGAUAUUGGUGCUGAUUGGGAUAUUGAUUAUCAAUUGGAUAUUGGUUUGAUUAUUGAUCUUCCUGUUAUUGGCAAUUUCACCAUUCCCCUUUGUCAAAAGGGUGAGAUCAAGCUUCCAUCACUUUCCGACAUGUUUGUGUAG